This is a messenger RNA of Cydia splendana, 763 nucleotides long. RefSeq names its product ubiA prenyltransferase domain-containing protein 1 homolog (gene heix). NCBI's taxonomy places the organism in Eukaryota, Metazoa, Arthropoda, Insecta, Lepidoptera, Tortricidae. Gene Ontology annotation, biological process: menaquinone biosynthetic process; vitamin K biosynthetic process. The coding region runs from base 229 to 699 and encodes 156 amino acids. The record is from RefSeq and is a predicted model, not a curated record. The transcript has 2 exons. Gene Ontology annotation, molecular function: prenyltransferase activity. Gene Ontology annotation, cellular component: Golgi membrane; endoplasmic reticulum.
UGUCAUCUGUCUUGUCAAAUGGGUUAGUCGUGUACUAUUUUGAAAAGGAUACCGUAACGUAAAGUUUUGUAUUAAUUUACAUUAUUAGCAUUAGCUCGGAAAAUUGAAAUACAAACCUUACUGUCCUACUUGAUGAUCACCGUCUUCUCACAGCACUGACGAUGUAUAACCAGGUCACAUAUUUGUCGCGUUAAGUUUCAUGCCACAGUGAAUAACUCGAACAUUACAAUGGAGAGCGACAAGAAAGUUGAGGACAUGGAUAUUCCGACUGCGGAGGGGAAUCUCUUGGAGCAACCGGUGGAGGCGCGGGUGGCGGCGCGUAAUCCGCUAAUGAAAGUGCACACUUAUGUGGUGGCGCUGCGGCCGUGGUCGCUGAGUGCAAGCUUACUGCCUACACUGUUAGGGGCUGCUCUGGCAUGGCGUCUGCCCGGCGAGCAACCCUUUAGUUGGCCCGCGCUGCUGCUUACCCUCUGCACAGUGCUCCCAGUGCAUGGCGCAGGCAAUGUCGUCAACACAUACUUCGACUUUGUUAAAGGAAUCGACAAUCGCAAGUCAGAUGACCGAACGCUCGUCGACCACCUCCUAAGCAUUGAUGAGGUUGUCUCCCUUGGUGCUAUACUGUACCUGGCUGGCUGUGCCUGCUUUGUUCCCCUGUGGCUUCGGUGCGGUGCUCUCUAUGGUUCUUACUGCCCAUGCUGACAUUGCCCAGAGCAUUUAAAAUAGAAAGGAUGUUCCGACACCCAGACACAAUGAGAUAUGUGCC